Molecule: messenger RNA, 659 nt
Organism: Strongylocentrotus purpuratus (purple sea urchin)
Lineage: Eukaryota; Metazoa; Echinodermata; Echinoidea; Camarodonta; Strongylocentrotidae
Product: THAP domain-containing protein 2-like
Exons: 3
Coding region: 36-410 (124 amino acids)
Source: RefSeq, a predicted model, not a curated record
GCGUGCUAUGUGUGAGCUCAACUCUUAUCUGCAAAAUGCCAUUUUGUGCAGCUUUCAACUGCACCAAUCGCCUUAAAAAAGGCUCUGGAAUAACCUUUCAUAGGUUUCCCAAAUCUGGUUCAGCCCUUCUGAAAGAAUGGCUCGUCAAGAUGAGAAGGGACAAGUGGAUACCCAAUAAGUAUUCAACCAUGUGCUCCAUCCAUUUUGAAGAAGUUUGUUUCGACCGCACUGGACAAACAACCAGACUCCGUGAAGGUUCUAUUCCGACCAUUUUUAACUUUUCUGCACAUCUCAAAGAGAAACAAAAACAAAAAAACCAGGCAGAGUCAGCCAUAGAAAACAGCUUGCAGAUGUGGACAGUCGGACAGAUGCAUCGAGUGAUCGGCAAAGCAGCGACCAAGAACUUUUAAUAAAUGAAGAACCUGUUGCAGGCAAUAUUGAAAGACAGUUUCCAAAUUCAGAGAGUCAAGUAAAUGCCUUGAAUAAUAUCAGAAACUGUAAACAAGAUGGUAUCUUGAAGGAAGACAAAACAAAAGUGAACAAGGAAAAGCAACUCCCAGAUAAAGAUAGUCGGAUAAGAACAUUGCUUGAAGGGCAUAGCUUUAUCGAGGAUGGUUUCUUCUAUCACGCUAAACCCUCCCCGAUUAGUGACAUCAGUA